This is a messenger RNA of Theobroma umbraticum, 267 nucleotides long. NCBI's taxonomy places the organism in Eukaryota, Viridiplantae, Streptophyta, Magnoliopsida, Malvales, Malvaceae. The record is from RefSeq and is a predicted model, not a curated record.
AUGGCAAAGAGGGAGCAGAUGAUCAAGCCCAACUUUCUGCUGCUUGCAGUACUUGUAUUGUUCAUGAUGUUUCAAUGCAAGGUGGCUACCAGCAGCAGGUUUAGCUGGAGUUGUGAUCCUGCAUGCCAGAUGGAGUUGACAAGAACAAGAAAGCUUUUAGACAUGCAGCAGGAGUAUUCAGGAGAUAUUCCAAGCCCAGCUGAUUAUGACUACAAUGAUUUCUACAGAAGGCAAGGUGAUGUUCCAAGCCCAGGAAUUGGUCACUGA